Molecule: messenger RNA, 1200 nt
Organism: Solea solea (common sole)
Lineage: Eukaryota; Metazoa; Chordata; Actinopteri; Pleuronectiformes; Soleidae
Product: insulin-like growth factor-binding protein 2-B
Exons: 4
Coding region: 1-804 (267 amino acids)
Biological process (GO): regulation of insulin-like growth factor receptor signaling pathway
Cellular component (GO): extracellular region
Molecular function (GO): insulin-like growth factor I binding; insulin-like growth factor II binding
Source: RefSeq, a predicted model, not a curated record
AUGGUCAUAUAUUUUACAUGCGGGCUCCUGCUUGCAUACUUGGCCUUGCCUGGAACCUCACUCGGGGAUUUGGUUUUCCGAUGUCCAAGUUGCACCGCAGAGCGCCUGGCCGCGUGCCCCAAAGUCACAGCCGUCUGUGCGGAGAUAGUGAGGGAGCCCGGCUGCGGCUGCUGUCCCAUGUGUGCCAGGCUGGAGAGGGAGAACUGCGGGGUCUACACGCCCAGGUGCUCCACCGGCCUGAGGUGCUACCCAACCCUGGGGCCUGAACUACCACUGCAGCAGCUCAUACAGGGUUUAGGUCAAUGCCAGCAAGUGGGGGAAUUAGACAGCCUCGACCACCAAGCAACAAACGAGGUGCACGGGACUGAAAAUCCACUCACCAAGAGACCUCCUCUGGACGCUUGGCUGUGGCAAGAAUCCGCCAGGAAGCAACACUCGAAUGAGCGCAAAACCAAGAUGAGGAUAAAUCAAGUGGAGGACGUGCGGACCCAGACAGCGCCGCAGGGUGCCUGUCAGGAAGAGCUGGACAACGUCUUACUGGAGAUUUCCAGAAUGACCUCCGAGGAUAACAGAGGCUCACUGGAGAACCUGUAUCUGAUCAGAUUUCCAAACUGUGACAUACAUGGACUGUACAACCCCAAACAGUGCAACAUUUCCACCCACGGCCAGCGGGGCGAGUGCUGGUGCGUCAAUCCCUACACCGGUGUCCAGAUACCGGCAACGCCCAGAAUCAGAGGGGACCCCAACUGUUACCAGUAUCAAGAGGACUUCCUAGAAUUGCCCACUGAAGCCACCUACCGCUAGUUGAGCCCAGCAAACAUCAGACAAUCACGUUUUUGUGACAGAAACACGUCAAUCCGUCUCUCAUUGGCUUCCCCAUCUUUGUCCGUGGGACUUUAACCCAUUUAAACCAGCUAAAUAUUUUACAUUUUUAAGACAAAGCAACUUAAACUUUUAACUUUUUUUUUAAAAAAAGGUCCUGCCUCUAUAUAUGUUUGUUUUUUUGCAAAAGUCACACUUGUGUGUGCUUUAAAGCUGCUUGAAAAGUGUCCUUUUGCCACUUAGGGACAGCAAAAACGAGCUAUAAACAAUAUUUACAUUAUGAUCAUUUCGUGCAUUUUCUGUCACAUUGUCUUGCACUUUGUCAACUGUAUUCGGAAAUAACUUUUGUCCAAUGUUAAAUUUUGUUUUAAUUUUUAA